Molecule: messenger RNA, 22143 nt
Organism: Bufo bufo (common toad)
Lineage: Eukaryota; Metazoa; Chordata; Amphibia; Anura; Bufonidae
Product: mucin-5AC-like
Cellular component (GO): extracellular matrix
Molecular function (GO): protein binding
Source: RefSeq, a predicted model, not a curated record
AUGGGGACUGCGGGUCCAGUUCUUUGGAUCCUUUCUGCUUUGACACUUAAUCAUGCCUUUGAACUGUCAUCUCGAGUGUCGAAUCCGUCACAUAAUGAUCGAGUCUGCAGCACCUGGGGAAAUUUCCACUAUAAGACAUUCGAUGGAGACAUUUACCAGUUUCCUGGACCCUGCAACUACCUCUUUUCUUCCAACUGCAAAAAUACCUUUGAAGAUUUUAAUAUCCAGAUAAGGCGCUCUGUUGACUCACAGAAGCCAGUUCUGUCCUAUGUGGUUAUAAAGAUUGAAGGGCUCUUCAUUGAGAUGAAGAAGGGAGACAUCAUUGUGGGAGGAGAACAUGUUUCGCUUCCAUUCAGCCAGUUUGGAGUUCAGAUACAGCAGACCAGUGUCUAUGUGAAGGUAUCGGCCAAGCUGGGGUUAACUCUUUUGUGGAAUAAUGAAGAUUCUCUGAUGCUUGAAUUGUCCUCAAAAUACAUGAACACAACGUGUGGAUUGUGUGGAAAUAUGAACGGGAUCAGUCAGGAUGAAUUCCAAACCAACAAUGUACUGUUGACUCCUGUACAGUUUGGAAACUUGCAAAAGUUUGACGGGCCCACCGAACAUUGUGAAGAUGUUAUUUCAUCUGUCCAAAAAAACUGCAGUGACUUGAAGGAGACUUGUGUCAGCAUGCUCUCCAGCCCAGCAUUUGAUGACUGUAACAUACGUCUCCCCGAGAAGUCCUACAUAGAAGCUUGUAUGUCAGAUCUUUGCAGCUGUCAGUCUUCAAAUGACGCGUCCUGUUUCUGUAACACUUUAGCCGAGUACUCCCGACAGUGUGCCCAUGCUGGUGGACGACCAAGUAACUGGAGAAACAAUAUGUGUGCAAUCACCUGCCCAAUGAAUCUGCAGUAUGAUGAGUGUGGUUCUCCUUGUGCUGACACCUGUUCCAAUUUUGAGCAAACCCAUGUUUGUGAAGAACAUUGUAUAGAUGGCUGCUUCUGUCCACCAGGAACUGUAUUUGAUGAUGUUCACCAGCAAGGCUGUAUCCCACUCAGCGAGUGCUCCUGUACUUACAACAAUACGAUAUAUGCACCUGGAGAAUCCUACAGCACGAACUGCCGUAACUGCACCUGUCAAGGAGGUAAAUGGAGCUGCCAGGACCUUCCAUGUGCUGGAUACUGUUCUUUGGAGGGAGGAUCUCAUAUCUACACCUAUGAUGGUAGUCACUAUAACUUCCAUGGGCAAUGUAAUUACAUCUUUACAAAGGACUGUGUUCAAGACAUGUUUACUGUACUUGUUGAGCUGGCGCAAUGCGGUGUCACCAAAACAGAGACCUGCCUAAAAAGUGUUACCCUUUCCCUGGAGAAAGGAUUUACUGUCAUAACAGUGAAAUCUUCUGGCACUGUCCUCUUGAAUGGAAUCUACUCCAGUUUACCUCUCUUUACAGACAAUCUUGCUGUGCUCCAGCCUUCCUCCUUUUACUUGAUUGUUAAGAGUUUCAGUGGAAUCCAGAUCCAAAUCCAGCUUAACCCUGUUAUGCAAAUCUCUGUGAGCUUGGAUGAGAGGUAUAAGGGAGAAGCAUGUGGACUGUGUGGGGAUUUCAACAAUAUCCAAACAGAUGAUUUCCGAGCUGGCAGUGGACUUGUGGAAGGAACAGCUUCUGGUUUUGCCAACACUUGGAAGGCCCAGGCAGACUGUCCAAAUGUGAAGGACAGUUAUGAUAAUCCAUGUUCUCUCAGUGUGGAGAAUGAGAGAUUUGCCCAGUACUGGUGUUCUCAGCUAUCAGACAGCAAUGGAAGUUUUGCACCUUGUCAUGCUGCUGUGCAUCCAGAAAUAUAUCAAAAGAACUGCAUGUAUGACAGCUGUAACUAUGAAAACAGUGAGAACAGUGUAUGUGCAGCAUUAUCAGCCUACGUACGGGCCUGUGCCGCUGAGGGAGUGAUCCUGACGGGGUGGAGAGGUGUCGUCUGUGAUAAAUAUACAAAGAACUGCCCAAAGAACAGCACCUAUCAGUAUGCCAUUAGCACUUGCCAGAAAACCUGCCGUUCUCUGAGCGAUCCCGACCCCAGCUGCAGCUUCGAGCUCCCUACUGUUGAUGGCUGUGCUUGCCCAAAUGGGACCUACCUUCAUGACAGCGGAGCCUGUGUUCUUGACAAGCAGUGUCCUUGUUACUACAAGGGAUCGAUAAUGCCACCAGGAGAGGUCGUUUAUGACAAGGGGGCUAUGUGCACAUGCCAGAGUGGCAGAUUACACUGCGUUGGCAAAACACCAAGCAUUGCAGUGUGCCCUGACAAUAUGGUUUAUUUUGACUGCGCCAAUGCUUCAAAGGGAGGAAAAGGUGCUGAGUGUCAGAAAACGUGCCAAACCCUGGACAUGGAAUGUUUCAGUAUUCAGUGUGCUGCGGGUUGUGUCUGUCCGGACGGCCUUGUGCUUAGCAAUAAUGGCAGCUGUAUUCCUGAGGAAGAGUGUCCAUGUGUCCACAAUGGAGAAAUUUACCAAAGUGGAGAAACCAUCCAGCAAGACUGUAAUACAUGCACCUGCAAAGACAGAAAGUGGCAGUGCACACAGAAUGAGUGUCAUAGGACGUGUGUUGUAUAUGGAGAAGGACACUAUGUCACCUUUGAUGGCAAGCGUUUCGAUUUUAGCGGUGACUGUGAAUACACGCUGACUCAGGAUUAUUGCUUAUCUAACUCUGGAAAUGGUACUUUCCGAGUUAUCACAGAGAACAUCCCAUGCGGGACAACGGGAGCCACCUGUUCUAAAGCUAUAAAGGUUUUUCUUGGGAACUUUGAACUGAAACUGAGUGAAGGAUCAUAUGAAGUAUUGGAAAGAGACAUUGGCAGUGAAGUCCCCUACCAGGUUAGGCAGAUGGGUAUUUACCUUGUGAUUGAGGCCACAAAUGGAUUAAUUCUCAUGUGGGACAAGAAGACCAGUAUCUUAAUCAAGCUAAGCCCUGAGUUCAAGGGACGGGUUUGCGGUCUUUGUGGUAACUAUGAUGGCAGUGUAUCCAAUGAUUUUAUUACAAGAAGUCAAUCAGUGGUGGUCAAUAUUCAAGAAUUUGGGAACAGUUGGAAAGCUGCCCCCACAUGUCCUGAUGCUCUGCCCCUUAAGGACCCUUGUGUUACCAACCCAUACCGUCAGACUUGGUCCCAGAAGCACUGCAGCUUUAUCAUGGGCUCAACCUUCUCCAAGUGUCAUUCCAAGGUUGAUCCUACUCCUUAUCAUGACACUUGUGUCCAAGACACAUGUGCUUGUGUUGGUGGGGACUGUGAAUGCUAUUGUACCGCUGUUGCUGCCUAUGCUGCUGCCUGUAGUCAAGCAGGAAUUGUGUUCAUGGAGAACCCUGAGAUUUGCCCUCUAUUUUGUGAUUACUAUAACCCUGAAGGAGAGUGUGAGUGGCAUUAUAAGCCUUGUGGAGCUCCCUGCAUGAAGACCUGUAGGAACCCCAGUGGCCACUGCAUGAACAUACCUGGAUUAGAAGGAUGUUAUCCAAAAUGCCCAAAGGAACGACCUUUCUUUGGAGACAUUAUGAAGUGUGUGGCUCAGGCAAAUUGUGGGUGUUAUGAUGACGAUGGAAAACGUUACAGUGUUGGAGAUAUGGUCCCCUCUUACAAGAACUGUGAAUCAUGUAUUUGCACAAAGAAAGGACGACGCUGUCAGGUGGAUAUGAGGGCAUGUUACUGUUACUAUGGAAAUAUGAAGUACAACUACGGAGAUGUCAUUUAUAACACUACUGAUGGAAUUGGAGGAUGCAUUACAGCCACAUGCUCAUUCAAUGGAACCAUCGCAUGAAAUGUCUACCCUUGUGUUCCCACCACCAAGGCGCCUACCACAACCUUCCAUUUUGAUACAACCAGUAAAAUCCCAUUGAAUAUCUCCACACCAGAGCAAAUGUCAUCGACUUCUGUAUCCUGCCUCAAAGAAGUGUGCAAGUGGUCACCAUGGUAUGAUGUCACCUGUCCCAAGUAUGGAGAAAAUGAAGGAGAUUUUGAAACCUUUGAUAAUAUCAGAAAGAAGGGCUAUUCUGUAUGUAAAGUCCCUUCUCAAGUGGAAUGUCGAGCACAAAAGUUUCCCAAAAUCUCAGUUGCAGACUUGGGCCAGAUAAUACAAUGCAAUACAUCAGUGGGACUUGUAUGUUAUAAUAGAGACCAAUUCUCUCAACUAUGUUUUAAUUAUGAGAUCAGUAUUCUCUGCUGCACCUUUGUUCCAUGUGGCGAAUCUUCUGCCUCCCCAACACCUUUUGUGACUUCUUCUCCAAACACCACUUUGACAACAAAAUCCCAAAAGACUACAAUCACAACAUCUAUACCACCAACAGGGACAUUAAAUGCAAUAUCAUCUGAAAAAACUACACCUAGAACAUCUACUAUAAAGUCAGUCACAGAAACUGUAAAGCCUUCUACAACCAAACCUCAAGCAACAACUAACAACACUCCAUGUCAGAAAGAAAUGUGCACUUGGACACCGUGGAUUGAUGUACAUUUCCCCAGCAUUAUUAAUUCUGAUGGAGACUUUGAAACAAUAGAGAACAUUAAAGCUGCUGGAAACAACGUAUGCUCAAAACCAGAGGACAUUAAGUGCAGAGCUGAAAAUUUCCCAGAUAUAACUAUUGAAGAAGUUGGCCAAAAAGUAACGUGUAAUCUCACUCAUGGUCUAAUUUGCAAUAACAAAGAUCAGGACAAGAACUUUCCUCUUUGUUACAACUACCAAAUACAAAUUCUUUGUUGCUCUAUGGAGGACUGUGAACUAUCUACCAGCCUUGCUCCUACAACUGUAGAAAUUCACUCAACCAAACAUCUUGCAACUCCUGAAUUCACAAGAACAACACAAUUGACAAAAACUACCAAAAUGGAGGCUCAUACAACUAAAAUACCCUUAACUUUUCAGCAAUCAACAAAAUAUAACACACAUAUAACUGGUUUACCAACAACUUCAGGUAAAGUAAAUUGUGUGCCAGUCUGUGAGUGGUCUCAGUGGUUUGAUGUAAGCUUUCCUAAUUCUGAUACAAAUGGAGAUUUUGAAACUUAUGAAGACAUAAAAAAAUCUGGAUUUAAAAUUUGCCAAGAGCCUUCCGAAAUUCAAUGUAGAUCUGCUGAUCUUCCAGAUUUCUCCCUGGAAGAACUUCAACAAAACGUGUACUGCAAUAUCAGUAAUGGUUUCGUUUGUCGAAAUGAGGAACAAACUGGCCCAUUACCUUAUUGUUACAAUUAUGAAAUCCGUGUGUACUGCUGUUCUGGAUGUGCAUCAACAGAGGGCAUACCUACUUCUACUAAACACUCACUGAGCACUACAAAUUUAACAACAACUUUUAAAGCUACUACUAGUCUUCCUCAGACAACAAAGAACAGGGUCACACUGCUACCUACCUCAACAUAUGAGUCAACUUCAGAUUUUGGAAAGUUAACAACCGAUGAAGACAUCUAUACAUACACGCCAAAGAAAACAAAAGCAACUGUUCCAUUUACUGAGCCACUUGAAAAAAGUAUUGAAACUACAUCAGUUAAUACAGAAAGACCAAUUUCAACUACAAUUGAAAAAGUAUCUACUACUUCACAAAAAUUUAAUUCAAUGAAAACAACUAAAAUGUCUGAAUCAGAAGAAGUGACUUCUGCCUACAAAACAACAACUAGAAAACAAUUUACAUCAGAAGCAACAUCUCCAAAAGAAUAUACUACACACAGGAGAUCAACUACAGAAACAAAACAUAUAGAAACCACUUCAAGCAAACCUAACUCAAUGAAAACUACAAAAAUGUCUACUGAGUCUGGAGAAGUCACAUUUACCCUUAAAACCACUGGUAAGAUUACAUCUGCCAAGGCGAAUACUGAGUUGCAUAAGUCAACAACUGAGUCUUCACAUGAAGAUAUGACAUCUAGAAAGCCUGUCACAACUGCUAAAGUGUCUACACAAUCUCAUAAAGUCACUUCUGCCUACAAAACGACACCUGGAAAACCAAUGACUUCUGAAGCAUCCUCUCCAAAAGAAACUACUGCAUACAGAAGGACAACUACAAAAGAGGAACAUGAAGAAACCACUUCACGCAAACCUGUCUCCAUGAAAACUACAAAAAUGUCUACUGAGUCUGGAGAAGUAACUUCUGCUUUCAAAACCACUGGUAAGAUAACAUCUGCCAAGGCGAAUACUGAUUUGCAUAAGUCAACCACUGAGUCUUCACAUGAAGAUAUGACAUCUAGAAUCCCUGUCACAACUGCUAAAGUGUCUACACAAUCUCAUAAAGUCACUUCUGCCUACAAAACGACACCUGGAAAACCAAUUACUUCAGAAGCAUCCUCUCCAAAAGAAACUACUGCAUACAGAAGGACAACUACAGAAGAGAAACAUGAAGAAACCACUUCACGCAAACCUAUCUCUGUGAAAACUACCAAAAUGUCUACUGAGUCUGGAGAAGUAACUUCUGCUUUCAAAACCACUGGUAAGAUUACAUCUGCCAAGGCAAAUACUGAUUUGCAUAAGUCAACCACUGAGUCUUCACAUGAAGAUAUGACAUCUAGAAACCCUGUCACAACUGCUAAAGUUUCUACACAAUCUCAUAAAGUCACUUCUGCCUACAAAACGACACCUGGAAAACCAAUUACUUCAGAAGCAUCCUCUCCAAAAGAAACUACUGCAUACAGAAGGACAACUACAGAAGAGGAACAUGAAGAAACCACUUCAAGCAAACCUGUCUCUAUAAAAACUACCAAAAUGUCUACUGAGUCUGGAGAAGUAACUUCUGCUUUCAAAACCACUGGUAAGAUAACAUCUGCCAAGGCGAAUACUGAUUUGCAUAAGUCAACCACUGAGUCUUCACAUGAAGAUAUGACAUCUAGAAACCCUGUCACAACUGCUAAAGUGUCAACACAAUCUCAUAAAGUCACUUCUGCCUACAAAACGACACCUGGAAAACCAAUUACUUCAGAAGCAUCCUCUCCAAAAGAAACUACUGCAUACAGAAGGACAACUACAGAAGAGAAACAUGAAGAAACAACUUCACGCAAACCUAUCUCUGUGAAAACUACCAAAAUGUCUACUGAGUCUGGAGAAGUAACUUCUGCUUUCAAAACCACUGGUAAGAUAACAUCUGCCAAGGCGAAUACUGAUUUGCAUAAGUCAACCACUGAGUCUUCACAUGAAGAUAUGACAUCUAGAAACCCUGUCACAACUGCUAAAGUGUCUACACAAUCUCAUAAAGUCACUUCAGCCUACAAAACGACACCUGGAAAACCAAUUACUUCAGAAGCAUCCUCUCCAAAAGAAACUACUGCAUACAGAAGGACAACUACAGAAGAGGAACAUGAAGAAACCACUUCACGCAAACCUAUCUCUGUGAAAACUACCAAAAUGUCUACUAAGUCUGGAGAAGAAACUUCUGCUUUCAAAACCACUGGUAAGAUAACAUCUGCCAAGGCGAAUACUGAUUUGCAUAAGUCAACCACUGAGUCUUCACAUGAAGAUAUGACAUCUAGAAACCCUGUCACAACUGCUAAAGUGUCUACACAAUCUCAUAAAGUCACUUCUGCCUACAAAACGACACCUGGAAAACCAAUGACUUCUGAAGCAUCCUCUCCAAAAGAAACUACUGCAUACAGAAGGACAACUACAAAAGAGGAACAUGAAGAAACCACUUCACGCAAACCUGUCUCCAUGAAAACUACAAAAAUGUCUACUGAGUCUGGAGAAGUAACUUCUGCUUUCAAAACCACUGGUAAGAUAACAUCUGCCAAGGCGAAUACUGAUUUGCAUAAGUCAACCACUGAGUCUUCACAUGAAGAUAUGACAUCUAGAAUCCCUGUCACAACUGCUAAAGUGUCUACACAAUCUCAUAAAGUCACUUCUGCCUACAAAACGACACCUGGAAAACCAAUUACUUCAGAAGAAUCCUCUCCAAAAGAAACUACUGCAUACAGAAGGACAACUACAGAAGAGAAACAUGAAGAAACCACUUCACGCAAACCUAUCUCUGUGAAAACUACCAAAAUGUCUACUGAGUCUGGAGAAGUAACUUCUGCUUUCAAAACCACUGUGUCUACACAAUCUCAUAAAGUCACUUCAGCCUACAAAACGACACCUGGAAAACCAAUUACUUCAGAAGCAUCCUCUCCAAAAGAAACUACUGCAUACAGAAGGACAACUACAGAAGAGGAACAUGAAGAAACCACUUCACGCAAACCUAUCUCUGUGAAAACUACCAAAAUGUCUACUAAGUCUGGAGAAGAAACUUCUGCUUUCAAAACCACUGGUAAGAUAACAUCUGCCAAGGCGAAUACUGAUUUGCAUAAGUCAACCACUGAGUCUUCACAUGAAGAUAUGACAUCUAGAAACCCUGUCACAACUGCUAAAGUGUCUACACAAUCUCAUAAAGUCACUUCUGCCUACAAAACGACACCUGGAAAACCAAUGACUUCUGAAGCAUCCUCUCCAAAAGAAACUACUGCAUACAGAAGGACAACUACAAAAGAGGAACAUGAAGAAACCACUUCACGCAAACCUGUCUCCAUGAAAACUACAAAAAUGUCUACCGAGUCUGGAGAAGUAACUUCUGCUUUCAAAACCACUGGUAAGAUAACAUCUGCCAAGGCGAAUACUGAUUUGCAUAAGUCAACCACUGAGUCUUCACAUGAAGAUAUGACAUCUAGAAUCCCUGUCACAACUGCUAAAGUGUCUACACAAUCUCAUAAAGUCACUUCUGCCUACAAAACGACACCUGGAAAACCAAUUACUUCAGAAGCAUCCUCUCCAAAAGAAACUACUGCAUACAGAAGGACAACUACAGAAGAGAAACAUGAAGAAACCACUUCACGCAAACCUAUCUCUGUGAAAACUACCAAAAUGUCUACUGAGUCUGGAGAAGUAACUUCUGCUUUCAAAACCACUGGUAAGAUUACAUCUGCCAAGGCAAAUACUGAUUUGCAUAAGUCAACAACUGAGUCUUCACAUGAAGAUAUGACAUCUAGAAACCCUGUCACAACUGCUAAAGUUUCUACACAAUCUCAUAAAGUCACUUCUGCCUACAAAACGACACCUGGAAAACCAAUUACUUCAGAGGCAUCCUCUCCAAAAGAAACUACUGCAUACAGAAGGACAACUACAGAAGAGGAACAUGAAGAAACCACUUCAAGCAAACCUGUCUCUAUAAAAACUACCAAAAUGUCUACUGAGUCUGGAGAAGUAACUUCUGCUUUCAAAACCACUGGUAAGAUAACAUCUGCCAAGGCGAAUACUGAUUUGCAUAAGUCAACCACUGAGUCUUCACAUGAAGAUAUGACAUCUAGAAACCCUGUCACAACUGCUAAAGUGUCAACACAAUCUCAUAAAGUCACUUCUGCCUACAAAACGACACCUGGAAAACCAAUUACUUCAGAAGCAUCCUCUCCAAAAGAAACUACUGCAUACAGAAGGACAACUACAGAAGAGAAACAUGAAGAAACAACUUCACGCAAACCUAUCUCUGUGAAAACUACCAAAAUGUCUACUGAGUCUGGAGAAGUAACUUCUGCUUUCAAAACCACUGGUAAGAUAACAUCUGCCAAGGCGAAUACUGAUUUGCAUAAGUCAACCACUGAGUCUUCACAUGAAGAUAUGACAUCUAGAAACCCUGAACAUGAAGAAACCACUUCACGCAAACCUAUCUCUGUGAAAACUACCAAAAUGUCUACUAAGUCUGGAGAAAUAACAUCUGCCAAGGCGAAUACUGAUUUGCAUAAGUCAACCACAGAAGCAUCCUCUCCAAAAGAAACUACUGCAUACAGAAGGACAACUACAGAAGAGAAACAUGAAGAAACCACUUCACGCAAACCUAUCUCUGUGAAAACUACCAAAAUGUCUACUGAGUCUGGAGAAGUAACUUCUGCUUUCAAAACCACUGGUAAGAUUACAUCUGCCAAGGCAAAUACUGAUUUGCAUAAGUCAACAACUGAGUCUUCACAUGAAGAUAUGACAUCUAGAAACCCUGUCACAACUGCUAAAGUUUCUACACAAUCUCAUAAAGUCACUUCUGCCUACAAAACGACACCUGGAAAACCAAUUACUUCAGAAGCAUCCUCUCCAAAAGAAACUACUGCAUACAGAAGGACAACUACAGAAGAGGAACAUGAAGAAACCACUUCAAGCAAACCUGUCUCUAUAAAAACUACCAAAAUGUCUACUGAGUCUGGAGAAGUAACUUCUGCUUUCAAAACCACUGGUAAGAUAACAUCUGCCAAGGCGAAUACUGAUUUGCAUAAGUCAACCACUGAGUCUUCACAUGAAGAUAUGACAUCUAGAAACCCUGUCACAACUGCUAAAGUUUCUACACAAUCUCAUAAAGUCACUUCUGCCUACAAAACGACACCUGGAAAACCAAUUACUUCAGAAGCAUCCUCUCCAAAAGAAACUACUGCAUACAGAAGGACAACUACAGAAGAGGAACAUGAAGAAACCACUUCAAGCAAACCUGUCUCUAUAAAAACUACCAAAAUGUCUACUGAGUCUGGAGAAGUAACUUCUGCUUUCAAAACCACUGGUAAGAUAACAUCUGCCAAGGCGAAUACUGAUUUGCAUAAGUCAACCACUGAGUCUUCACAUGAAGAUAUGACAUCUAGAAACCCUGUCACAACUGCUAAAGUGUCAACACAAUCUCAUAAAGUCACUUCUGCCUACAAAACGACACCUGUAAAACCAAUUACUUCAGAAGCAUCCUCUCCAAAAGAAACUACUGCAUACAGAAGGACAACUACAGAAGAGAAACAUGAAGAAACCACUUCACGCAAACCUAUCUCUGUGAAAACUACCAAAAUGUCUACUGAGUCUGGAGAAGUAACUUCUGCUUUCAAAACCACUGGCAAGAUAACAUCUGCCAAGGCGAAUACUGAUUUGCAUAAGUCAACCACUGAGUCUUCACAUGAAGAUAUGACAUCUAGAAACCCUGUCACAACUGCUAAAGUGUCUACACAAUCUCAUAAAGUCACUUCAGCCUACAAAACGACACCUGGAAAACCAAUUACUUCAGAAGCAUCCUCUCCAAAAGAAACUACUGCAUACAGAAGGACAACUACAGAAGAGGAACAUGAAGAAACCACUUCACGCAAACCUAUCUCUGUGAAAACUACCAAAAUGUCUACUAAGUCUGGAGAAGUAACUUCUGCUUUCAAAACCACUGGUAAGAUAACAUCUGCCAAGGCGAAUACUGAUUUGCAUAAGUCAACCACUGAGUCUUCACAUGAAGAUAUGACCACUUCACGCAAACCUAUCUCUGUGAAAACUACCAAAAUGUCUACUGAGUCUGGAGAAGUAACUUCUGCUUUCAAAACCACUGGUAAGAUUACAUCUGCCAAGGCAAAUACUGAUUUGCAUAAGUCAACAACUGAGUCUUCACAUGAAGAUAUGACCACUUCAAGCAAACCUGUCUCUAUAAAAACUACCAAAAUGUCUACUGAGUCUGGAGAAGUAACUUCUGCUUUCAAAACCACUGGUAAGAUAACAUCUGCCAAGGCGAAUACUGAUUUGCAUAAGUCAACCACUGAGUCUUCACAUGAAGAUAUGACAUCUAGAAACCCUGUCACAACUGCUAAAGUGUCAACACAAUCUCAUAAAGUCACUUCUGCCUACAAAACGACACCUGGAAAACCAAUUACUUCAGAAGCAUCCUCUCCAAAAGAAACUACUGCAUACAGAAGGACAACUACAGAAGAGAAACAUGAAGAAACAACUUCACGCAAACCUAUCUCUGUGAAAACUACCAAAAUGUCUACUGAGUCUGGAGAAGUAACUUCUGCUUUCAAAACCACUGGUAAGAUAACAUCUGCCAAGGCGAAUACUGAUUUGCAUAAGUCAACCACUGAGUCUUCACAUGAAGAUAUGACAUCUAGAAACCCUGUCACAACUGCUAAAGUGUCUACACAAUCUCAUAAAGUCACUUCAGCCUACAAAACGACACCUGGAAAACCAAUUACUUCAGAAGCAUCCUCUCCAAAAGAAACUACUGCAUACAGAAGGACAACUACAGAAGAGGAACAUGAAGAAACCACUUCACGCAAAUCUGUCUCUAUAAAAACUACCAAAAUGUCUACUGAGUCUGGAGAAGUAACUUCUGCUUUCAAAACCACUGGUAAGAUUACAUCUGCCAAGGCAAAUACUGAUUUGCAAAAGUCAACAACUGAGUCUUCACAUGAAGAUAUGACAUCUAGAAACCCUGUCACAACUGCUAAAGUUUCUACACAAUCUCAUAAAGUCACUUCUGCCUACAAAACGACACCUGGAAAACCAAUUACUUCAGAAGCAUCCUCUCCAAAAGAAACUACUGCAUACAGAAGGACAACUACAGAAGAGGAACAUGAAGAAACCACUUCACGCAAACCUGUCUCUAUAAAAACUACCAAAAUGUCUACUGAGUCAGGAGAAGUAACUUCUGCUUUCAAAACCACUGGUAAGAUAACAUCUGCCAAGGCGAAUACUGAUUUGCAUAAGUCAACCACUGAGUCUUCACAUGAAGAUAUGACAUCUAGAAACCCUGUCACAACUGCUAAAGUGUCUACACAAUCUCAUAAAGUCACUUCUGCCUACAAAACGACACCUGGUAAACCAAUUACUUCAGAAGCAUCCUCUCCAAAAGAAACUACUGCAUACAGAAGGACAACUACAGAAGAGGAACAUGAAGAAACCACUUCACGCAAAUCUGUCUCUAUAAAAACUACCAAAAUGUCUACUGAGUCUGGAGAAGUAACUUCUGCUUUCAAAACCACUGGUAAGAUUACAUCUGCCAAGGCAAAUACUGAUUUGCAAAAGUCAACAACUGAGUCUUCACAUGAAGAUAUGACAUCUAGAAACCCUGUCACAACUGCCAAAGUUUCUACACAAUCUCAUAAAGUCACUUCUGCCUACAAAACGACACCUGGAAAACCAAUUACUUCAGAAGCAUCCUCUCCAAAAGAAACUACUGCAUACAGAAGGACAACUACAGAAGAGGAACAUGAAGAAACCACUUCACGCAAACCUGUCUCUAUAAAAACUACCAAAAUGUCUACUGAGUCAGGAGAAGUAACUUCUGCUUUCAAAACCACUGGUAAGAUAACAUCUGCCAAGGCGAAUACUGAUUUGCAUAAGUCAACCACUGAGUCUUCACAUGAAGAUAUGACAUCUAGAAACCCUGUCACAACUGCUAAAGUGUCUACACAAUCUCAUAAAGUAACUUCUGCCUACAAAACGACACCUGGAAAACCAAUUACUUCAGAAGCAUCCUCUCCAAAAGAAACUACUGCAUACAGAAGGACAACUACAGAAGAGGAACAUGAAGAAACCACUUCACGCAAACCUAUCUCUGUGAAAACUACCAAAAUGUCUACUGAGUCUGGAGAAGUAACUUCUGCUUUCAAAACCACUGGUAAGAUAACAUCUGCCAAGGCAAAUACUGAUUUGCAUAAGUCAACCACUGAGUCUUCACAUGAAAAUAUGACAUCUAGAAACCCUGUCACAACUGCUAAAGUGUCUACACAAUCUCAUGAAGUCACUUCUGCCUUCAAAACGACACCUGGAAAACCAAUUACUUCAGAAGCAUCCUCUCCAAAAGAAACUACUGCAUACAGAAGGACAACUACAGAAGAGGAACAUGAAGAAACCACUUCACGCAAAUCUGUCUCUAUAAAAACUACCAAAAUGUCUACUGAGUCUGGAGAAGUAACUUCUGCUUUCAAAACCACUGGUAAGAUAACAUCUGCCAAGGCGAAUACUGAUUUGCAUAAGUCAACCACUGAGUCUUCACAUGAAGAUAUGACAUCUAGAAACCCUGUCACAACUGCUAAAGUGUCUACACAAUCUCAUAAAGUCACUUCUGCCUACAAAACGACACCUGGAAAACCAAUUACUUCAGAAGCAUCCUCUCCAAAAGAAACUACUGCAUACAGAAGGACAACUACAGAAGAGGAACAUGAAGAAACCACUUCACGCAAACCUAUCUCUGUGAAAACUACCAAAAUUUCUACUGAGUCUGGAGAAGUAACUUCUGCUUUCAAAACCACUGGUAAGAUAACAUCUGCCAAGGUGAAUACUGAUUUGCAUAAGUCAACCACUGAGUCUUCACAUGAAGAUAUGACAUCUAGAAACCCUGUCACAACUGCUAAAGUGUCUACACAAUCUCAUAAAGUCACUUCUGCCUUCAAAACGACACCUGGAAAACCAAUUACUUCAGAAGCAUCCUCUCCAAAAGAAACUACUGCAUACAGAAGGACAACUACAGAAGAGGAACAUGAAGAAACCACUUCACACAAACCUGUCUCUAUAAAAACUACCAAAAUGUCUACUGAGUCUGGAGAAGUAACUUCUGCUUUCAAAACCACUGGUAAGAUAACAUCUGCCAAGGCAAAUACUGAUUUGCAUAAGUCAACCACUGAGUCUUCACAUGAAGAUAUGACAUCUAGAAACCCAGUCACAACUGCUAAAGUGUCUACACAAUCUCAUAAAGUCACUUCUGCCUACAAAACAACACCUGGAAAACCAAUUACUUCAGAAGCAUCCUCUCCAAAAGAAACUACUGCAUACAGAAGGACAACUACAGAAGAGGAACAUGAAGAAACCACUUCACGCAAACCUAUCUCUGUGAAAACUACCAAAAUGUCUACUGAGUCUGGAGAAGUAACUUCUGCUUUCAAAACCACUGGUAAGAUAACAUCUGCCAAGGCAAAUACUGAUUUGCAUAAGUCAACCACUGAGUCUUCACAUGAAGAUAUGACAUCUAGAAGCCCUGUCACAACUGCUAAAGUUUCUACACAAUUUUAUAAAGUCACUUCUGCCUACAAAACGACACCUGGAAAACCAAUUACUUCAGAAGCAUCCUCUCCAAAAGAAACUACUGCAUACAGAAGGACAACUACAGAAGAGGAACAUGAAGAAACCACUUCACGCAAACCUGUCUCUAUAAAAACUACCAAAAUGUCUACUGAGUCUGGAGAAGUAACUUCUGCUUUCAAAACCACUGGUAAGAUAACAUCUGCCAAGGCGAAUACUGAUUUGCAUAAGUCAACCACUGAGUCUUCACAUGAAGAUAUGACAUCUAGAAACCCUGUCACAACUGCUAAAGUGUCUACACAAUCUCAUAAAGUCACUUCUGCCUACAAAACGACACCUGGAAAACCAAUUACUUCAGAAGCAUCCUCUCCAAAAGAAACUACUGCAUACAGAAGGACAACUACAGAAGAGGAACAUGAAGAAACCACUUCACGCAAACCUAUCUCUGUGAAAACUACCAAAAUGUCUACUGAGUCUGGAGAAGUAACUUCUGCUUUCAAAACCACUGUCACUUCUGCCUACAAAACGACACCUGGAAAACCAAUUACUUCAGAAGCAUCCUCUCCAAAAGAAACUACUGCAUACAGGAGGACAACUACAGAAGAGGAACAUGAAGAAACCACUUCACGCAAACCUGUCUCUAUAAAAACUACCAAAAUGUCUACUGAGUCUGGAGAAAUAACAUCUGCCAAGGCGAAUACUGAUUUGUAUAAGUCAACCACUGAGUCUUCACAUGAAGAUAUGACAUCUAGAAAUCCUGUCACAACUGCUAAAGUGUCUACACAAUCUCAUAAAGUCACUUCUGCCUACAAAACGACACCUGGAAAACCAAUUACUUCAGAAGCAUCCUCUCCAAAAGAAACUACUGCAUACAGAAGGACAACUACAGAAGAGGAACAUGAAGAAACCACUUCACACAAACCUAUCUCUGUGAAAACUACCAAAAUGUCUACUGAGUCUGGAGAAGUAACUUCUGCUUUCAAAACCACUGGUAAGAUAACAUCUGCCAAGGCGAAUACUGAUUUGCAUAAGUCAACCACUGAGUCUUCACAUGAAGAUAUGACAUCUAGAAACCCUGUCACAACUGCUAAAGUUUCUACACAAUCUCAUAAAGUCACUUCUGCCUACAAAACGACACCUGGAAAACCAAUUACUUCAGAAGCAUCCUCUCCAAAAGAAACUACUGCAUACAGAAGGACAACUACAGAAGAGGAACAUGAAGAAACCACUUCACGCAAACCUGUCUCUAUAAAAACUACCAAAAUGUCUACUGUGUCUGGAGAAGUAACUUCUUCUGGAGAAGUAACUUCUGCUUUCAAAACCACUGGUAAGAUUACAUCUGCCAAGGCAAAUACUGAUUUGCAUAAGUCAACCACUGAGUCUUCACAUGAAGAUAUGACAUCUAGAAACCCUAUCACAACUGCUAAAGUUUCUACACAAUCUCAUAAAGUCACUUCUGCCUACAAAACGACACCUGGAAAACCAAUUACUUCAGAAGCAUCCUCUCCAAAAGAAACUACUGCAUACAGAAGGACAACUACAGAAGAGGAACAUGAAGAAACCACUUCACGCAAACCUGUCUCUAUAAAAACUACCAAAAUGUCUACUGAGUCUGGAGAAGUAACUUCUGCUUUCAAAACCACUGGUAAGAUAACAUCUGCCAAGGCGAAUACUGAUUUGCAUAAGUCAACCACUGAGUCUUCACAUGAAGAUAUGACAUCUAGAAACCCUGUCACAACUGCUAAAGUGUCUACACAAUCUCAUAAAGUCACUUCUGCCUACAAAACGACACCUGGAAAACCAAUUACUUCAAAAGCAUCCUCUCCAAAAGAAACUACUGCAUACAGAAGGACAACUACAGAAGAGGAACAUGAAGAAACCACUUCACACAAACCUAUCUCUGUGAAAACUACCAAAAUGUCUACUGAGUCUGGAGAAGUAACUUCUGCUUUCAAAACCACUGGUAAGAUAACAUCUGCCAAGGCGAAUACUGAUUUGCAUAAGUCAACCACUGAGUCUUCACAUGAAGAUAUGACAUCUAGAAACCCUGUCACAACUGCUAAAGUGUCUACACAAUCUCAUAAAGUCACUUCUGCCUACAAAACGACACCUGGAAAACCAAUUACUUCAGAAGCAUCCUCUCCAAAAGAAACUACUGCAUACAGAAAGACAACUACAGAAGAGGAACUUGAAGAAACCACUUCACACAAACCUAUCUCUGUGAAAACUACCAAAAUGUCUACUGAGUCAGGAGAAGUAACUCCUGCUUUCAAAACCACUGGUAAGAUAACAUCUGCCAAGGCGAAUACUGAUUUGCAUAAGUCAACCACUGAGUCUUCACAUGAAGAUAUGACCACUUCACACAAACCUAUCUCUGUGAAAACUACCAAAAUGUCUACUGAGUCUGGAGAAGUAACUUCUGCUUUCAAAACCACUGGUAAGAUUACAUCUGCCAAGGCAAAUACUGAUUUGCAUAAGUCAACAACUGAGUCUUCACAUGAAGAUAUGACAUCUAGAAACCCUGUCACAACUGCUAAAGUGUCUACACAAUCUCAUGAAGUCACUUCUGCCUACAAAACGACACCCGGAAAACCAAUGACUUCUGAAGCAUCCUCUCCAAAAGAAACUACUGCAUACAGAAGGACAACUACAGAAGAGGAACAUGAAGAAACCACUUCACGCAAACCUGUCUCAAUGAAAACUACAAAAAUGUCUACUGAGUCUGGAGAAGUAACUUCUGCUUUCAAAACCACUGGUAAGAUAACAUCUGCCAAGGCGAAUACUGAUUUGCAUAAGUCAACCACUGAGUCUUCACAUGAAGAUAUGACAUCUAGAAGCCCUGAACAUGAAGAAACCACUUCACGCAAACCUGUCUCAAUGAAAACUACAAAAAUGUCUACUGAGUCUGGAGAAGUAACUUCUGCUUUCAAAACCACUGGUAAGAUAACAUCUGCCAAGGCGAAUACUGAUUUGCAUAAGUCAACCACUGAGUCUUCACAUGAAGAUAUGACCACUUCACGCAAACCUAUCUCUGUGAAAACUACCAAAAUGUCUACUGAGUCUGGAGAAGUAACUUCUGCUUUCAAAACCACUGGUAAGAUUACAUCUGCCAAGGCAAAUACUGAUUUGCAUAAGUCAACCACUGAGUCUUCACAUGAAGAUAUGACAUCUAGAAACCCUGUCACAACUGCUAAAGUGUCUACACAAUCUCAUAAAGUCACUUCUGCCUUCAAAACGACACCUGGAAAACCAAUUACUUCAGAAGCAUCCUCUCCAAAAGAAACUACUGCAUACAGAAGGACAACUACAGAAGAGGAACAUGAAGAAACCACUUCACGCAAACCUAUCUCUGUGAAAACUACCAAAAUGUCUACUGAGUCUGGAGAAGUAACUUCUGCUUUCAAAACCACUGGUAAGAUAACAUCUGCCAAGGCAAAUACUGAUUUGCAUAAGUCAACCACUGAGUCUUCACAAGAAGAUAUGACAUCUAGAAACCCUGUCACAACUGCUAAAGUGUCUACACAAUCUCAUAAAGUCACUUCUGCCUACAAAACGACACCUGGAAAACCAAUGACUUCUGAAACAGCAUCUCCAAAGGAAACUACUGCAUACAUCAGGUCAACCACAGUAGAGAAACAUGAAGAAACCACUACCCGCAAACCUGUCUCCAUGAAAACUACUAAGAUGUCAACUGAGUCUGGAGAAGUAACUUCUCCUUUCAAAACCACUGGUAAGACAACAUCUGCCAAGGCAAAUACUGAUUUGCAUAAGUCAACCACUGAGUCUUCACAUGAAGAUAUGACAUCUAGAAAACCUGUCACAACUGCCAAAGUGUCUACAAAAUCUCAUGAAGUCACUUCUGUUUACAAAACAACACCUGGAAAACCAAUGACUUCUGAAGCAGCAUCUCCAAAGGAAACUACUGCAUACAGGAGGUCAACCACAGAAGAGGAACAUGAAGAAACCACUUCCUACAAACCUGUCUCAAUGAAAACUACUAAAAUGUCUACUGAGUCUGGAGAAGCAACUUCUGCUUUCAAAACCACUGGUAAAAUAACAUCUGCCAAGGUCAAUACUGAUUUGCAUAAGUCAACCACUGAGUCUUCACAUGAAGAUAUGACAUCUAGAAAACCUGUCACAACUGCCAAAACUACCCUUGAUAGGAUAAGUUCUGUUAAGACAACACCUUUCCAGCCAAGUACUGUCUUUUAUAAGUCAACCACUGAAUCUAAACUUGAUUUGACAUCUCAAAAGCCAAGAACAGUUGAGACUACCAAAGUGGUUACAGAAUCUCAUGAAGUAACUGCAACAUCUCAUAGCAUUUUUAGUACAAAGAGUACAUCUGAAGAAAUGUUGUCCACGCAAUUUUAUUCACAGCAACCCCCAAAAUCUACACAUCAGUCAACAUUCCCAACUACUGGAAAAGUCAGCACGGAGCGGACCGUUACAACAACCUCUCAACUAUCAACAGCAGGCACUGAAUCGUUUUCUACAGUUCGAUGCAUGUGCAAUGUCAACGGAGUUUUUGUUCCUCCAGGACAAGUGAUAUACAACACCACUGACAAUGCAGGCUGGUGUUUCUAUGCAAAAUGCAAUCAAAACUGCGAGGUGGAAAGAUACAGUGAACAAUGUUACAGUUCUACUGUGCCAACUGUUACCAGUAGUACUAAGACCUCCAAGACUGUAACUGCAAGUACAGGUACUAUGACUACAAAGAAGACAGAAAGUACUACAAAGAAAUCAGAAACAAGCACCAAGACAUCUCAGACAUCUCAAACCAAGACUUCAACAUCAAGUGCUAGUUCAACCAGCACUAUCAACCCUGAAUGCAGUGCUCUUAUGCCUCCACGAGCGGUGAACGAAACUUGGAUGAUAGACAAUUGUACCCAGGCAAGAUGUAUUGGAGGAAACAACAUAGCCAUAAAUAAGAAAGAGUGUGCACCAAUAAACGAGGUGGUCUGUGCCAAUCGCUUACAGCCCCAGAAGAUAUUUGAUGAUAGUGGCUGCUGCUAUGAGCCGGAAUGUCAAUGUGUUUGCGGUGGUUGGGGAACCUCUAACUAUAUCACUUUUGAUGGUACUUACUACUCUUUUAAUGGUCAAUGCACCUAUGUCCUGGUGCAGCAGAUAACUCCAGUCUUUGAUCACUUCCGAGUUUAUAUUGACAACUUCUCUUGCAACCCUGAUGACCCAAAUUGUGUGAAGACUCUACGUAUUAUGUACAAAAAUGACACUAUUGUGCUGAAAUCCCAGUCUUUGAUUCAAAGAAUAUUCAACAAGAUUUAUAUAAAUGAAGAGAGGGUAUAUCCAGCAAUCUACAGAAAUGGUAUAUUGAUCACAACCUCCGGUAUAUAUGUUGUUGUGGAGAUCCCAGAGCUUGGUGCAUACAUCUCAUUCAAUGCUCUUAGCUUCACGGUGAAACUUCCAAUCAGCAAGUUUUCUGGUAAUACUGAAGGACACUGUGGUAAAUGUUCAAAUAAUCGGAUUGAUGACUGUAUUCUUCCAAAUGGACAACUGGCUCCAUCAUGUACUCAAAUGGCAGGGCAAUGGAAUGCACCAAGUGAAGACUCAACAUGCAGCUCCAUCCCUACAACUGCCCCAACUGGUAUUCCAAGCCAGUCCGCACUCCCAUUCUCUUCAUUGCCACCCACAUAUUUCUCCACUGGUAUGUCCAGUGUUCCCCAUAUUCUUUCAACAAGGGUUCCAUCAACUGAGCUGUCUUAUCUUCCUUCAACCUCUUUGACAACAAAGCAAGUAAUUUCGUCAGAAGAACCCUGCAAUGCCCCUGAGGUCUGCACACUUAUCUUAAGCAGUGUCUUUGAGGAAUGCCACAGUGUUGUGCCCCCCGAACCUUACUACCAGGCCUGUGUCACUGAUGGCUGUACUAAGUCACACGGUGACAUUCUGUGUUCCAGUCUACAGAGCUAUGCAAGGAUCUGCGGAAUGGAAGGUGUCUGUAUAGACUGGAGAAACAGUACCAAUGGUUUAUGCUCUAUGAACUGUACCUCACAUCUUGUGUACAAUCCAUGUGGCCCUGCAGUAGAACGUACCUGUGAUUCCAGAUAUAAUGACGCAUUUUUGAAUGAGGGUACAGAAGACUUCAUGGAAGGAUGCUACUGCCCUGAAAACAUGACAAAACACAACGCCGUAUCAGACAAAUGUGUUUCCACUUGUGGAUGUACUGGACCAGAUGGAAUGCCCCGAGAGCCUGGUGAUACGUGGGACAGCAACUGUAAGACCUGUCGCUGUGAUAACACAUCAAUGAGUGUGCAGUGCGUUGAAAAAUCCUGCGCUUUACCUGUCUCUGAAAACUGCACUAAGGAAGGAUAUAUGCCUGUUUCUGUACCAGACCUAUCUAAUCCAUGCUGCCUAGUCACUGAAUGCCGUUGUAAUGUCAGUCUUUGUGCCAACACUAAAAUAGACUGUGAGCCUGGAUAUGAGGCUGUGUUAUAUACCAGUCCAGAAAAGUGCUGCCCAGUCUACAAAUGUGAACCCAAAGAUGUGUGUUUACAUAAUGGGACAGAAUAUCAGCCUGGUACCACAGUUCAUUCUUCAAACCCUUGUGAAAAAUGUAUGUGUGAUGAAAAUAUGAAUGAGACAACAGGAAUAUAUCAUGUUUCUUGUACUCCAGUGAUAUGUGACAAGAAGUGUGCUCAGGGCUUUAAAUAUACAAACGUCCCAGGACAAUGCUGUGGAACAUGUGAACAGACCGAGUGUAUCAUGGACUUGCCUGAUAACUCUACACAUCUUCUCAAGCCUGGAGAUACAUGGUCGCCUCCUGGAGAUAACUGCACUGAAUAUGAGUGUAUCCGUAAGAAAGACAAGUUAUUAACUGUGGCAUCCAAAAUAUCAUGCCCAAGAAUCAACCUCGAUGAAUGUGUACCUGGCACCAUUCAAAAAGAUCCAAACGGAUGUUGUGUAACAUGUGUGAAAGAAGAAAAUAAGUGUCAGAAGGUAAAGACGGACAACAUCAUUCUUCAAAAUGGCUGCAAGUCUAUCAAGCCGAUUACAAUGUCAUACUGUCAAGGAAACUGUGAAAGCUAUUCCAAAUACUCUGCAGAAUCUCAGUCUAUGGAGAAAAAAUGUGUUUGUUGCAAAGAGACAGAAACAGAAAAGAUUUCCAUUAUCCUUACUUGUCCCAACGGCAAGACAAUGAAAUACUCUUUUAUUAAUGUGAAGAAAUGUAACUGUGUUGACACCACCUGCAAAAAAGAAAACAAACAGAAUAGUAAAGAAGACAACUCUGGAGAUGAUAGCCAAUCAGAUUCUAAUGAGAAAGAGGUAGAUGGUAAGGACAAAAUAGCUCCAGUAACCAAGCAGGGCCCUACAAUCUCAAACAAACCAAUGAAGACCACUAGACAGCUUCAGGAGAAAAAAGACAACGAUGAGAAUAGUAAGGAAAAUGAAUAG